AUGUCAGUCGACGCUCCCAGGAUCAAGCUGCAUGCCGCUGGCGCCCCAGCCUUUGGCCACGAGGACGGCCCGCCUUGGUGCUUAGGUCAGAACAAGCAGAGGCAGCGGAAAUUCACGAAGAACAAUCUGAACCGUUCGCUUGCUCCCGCAAAUAACAGAGCUAUUCGAAACCAGCUCUGGGCAGUAUACACGCUGGAGUACAAGCGAGGGGUCCGAAACUGCUGGAUAGAUGCCUUGGCUACAGCGGAUGCCACGCCAGCAGUCAUCGGCAACACUUUCGAUGCCCUCGUUCGGUGCAACAUCGCCGCCGCGGAUGAGAAGAAUGCGUCGCUCAAGUACCAGGCCAGAGAUGCAUAUGGGCGAGCCUUGUCGACUCUCGCACAUAGUCUCGGCACACUGCCGGCCGACAUGAUGACCAACAAGCACAACACCCAAGGCAUCUUGAUCGGUAUGCUGCUUGUUGGCCUCUGUCAGUGGCAGGUCUUAGAUUCCUGUGGAGAGGGCGGGCAGGCUAGCUGGACGCUCCACUACAAGGCCUCGCAGAACUUCGUCAAGGCUCUUGGACCUGGUGCUUUCGACACGAAUGAUGAUCUGGAUAUGAACCUACUCCAAGUCACCUGGUUCUUGAACUUUCUCUCCAGUCUCGCCCUGCGUCGGCGUAUGACUUUGGACUUGAAGACCUGGGACUCUUUCUCUGCAGCCAUGUGCGAGGGGCCUCGAAAAGAGGUUUUCGGAUUCCUUCGAAGCUGGUUCCGAAUGAUGGUCCCGAUACCCCGCCGCCUGGAGGAAAUCGACUCCAUCUUGACGGCCGCAGGGGGGCAAGAUCAAGGCCUCAAGCCUGCAAUGCGAAAACUUGUUGAUUUCUCCAGCAAUGCCGAGGUUUGGGCUAUAGCCAAAGCAGCACCGGUCGAAUAUGAUGUAGCUCCAGAAGGCCUAGACAUGUCAAUCGAAGAGCACUUCUUCCUCUCCAUCAACACCGCCUUUCGUAGACAGUAUCGCUUCCUGCGCCAAGAGAUGGCGAUGAUGUGGCUUGUAACAUGGUUCUCACGCCUCAUCACCGACUGCACAGCUCUCCGGGCUGUUAUCGUCCGCCCAGAGGUGUUCACCAACCAGCCGGACCUGGAUCCUACUCGCCUCGAGCAGAACGCAUAUCUUGCAGCAAUUAGCUUGGCCCGCAGCGUCUAUUCGGUCUCGCAACUGUCAAACGUCACAUAUGCUACGAUUCUCAAGACACUGCUGGAGAUAUUGGCAGCUUUCUUCGCAGAACGUGGAGCGAUGCAAGAGCUAAGUUGGUGUCAGGGUUGCAAAGCGGCAACAGAGAUUCGCUUGCAGCGACUGCAAAGAGUUCGGCCGCGGACGUUGUGCCGAAUAGAAGAGAUGGUGCCUCAACUGAUCGCAGCUGUCAGUAUUCGGACCAGGCUUGAGGCUCUUCCUAAGCUGCCUUUUCGAGAACAGACGAUGAGGCCAAGCUGCCCCUUGGGAUACGACGGAGAUGCCUUGCCAUGA
Molecule: messenger RNA, 1506 nt
Organism: Zasmidium cellare ATCC 36951
Lineage: Eukaryota; Fungi; Ascomycota; Dothideomycetes; Mycosphaerellales; Mycosphaerellaceae
Exons: 3
Coding region: 1-1506 (501 amino acids)
Source: RefSeq, a predicted model, not a curated record